Aspergillus welwitschiae is the source of this 1179-nucleotide messenger RNA. Its product is annotated as thiolase-like protein. The record is from RefSeq and is a predicted model, not a curated record. Gene Ontology annotation, molecular function: acyltransferase activity, transferring groups other than amino-acyl groups. The transcript is spliced from 2 exons. The coding region runs from base 1 to 1179 and encodes 392 amino acids. Lineage: Eukaryota; Fungi; Ascomycota; Eurotiomycetes; Eurotiales; Aspergillaceae. Gene Ontology annotation, biological process: polyketide biosynthetic process.
AUGGGCAAUACUUUCUCAGCUUCCCCCUCUGAUGGGCAACCCCCAAAACAACAGGUACCACUCAAAGGGGAUGAGGCAGUGAUCACGGGCAUGGGUACCGAGUGGCCGUCUCGACUUAUUGUGCCAGAGGAGUUGAGUGACUACGCCAAGGAAAUCUACCCCGAUAACCCUCCAUGGCUAAAAGCUUUGCUCAAAAUCAAUACUCAGACAGGCAUCGAGACACGACCUGUCGUUGACUUGUGGGAUGACCCUCGCUGGCUUGGGACCUCUCCACCUACUACAGAAGAUGUAGACGCAGAGUUUCGGAAAUUCAGUGUCGAACUUUCUAAAAAUGCCGCUCUCAAAGCCCUCCGUGAAAGCAACAUCGAGCCGUCCUCCAUCACGCAUAUAGUGUCCGUGACAGUCACGAACGGUGGAGCUCCAGGUUUCGAUCAACUCGUCGCUCGUGAAUUAGGUCUCUCUCCAACGGCAGAACGAAUUUUACUGAGCGGCAUUGGCUGCGGUGGCGGCUGUGCAGCCCUCCGGGUUGCCUCCACAAUAGCAAGUGCAGCCACAUAUCGGAAACAAGAGGCCAGGAUUCUCGUCGUGGCAUGUGAGCUCUGUAGUAUUCAUCUUCGGGCGGAGCUGCACGCGUCUUCACAAUCCGGAAUGACCGGAGUUGCCCCAGCCCUUUUUAGCGACGGUGCAGCGGCUCUUGUCGUUUGCAACCCGUUAGGGAUGAGCGAUAAAACCCCCAAGCAAUUCGCAAUCGUUGAUCAGCGUACCGGUGUUACACCUGGAACACUUGAUGAGAUGUCGUACACUGUCAGCACCCACGGCUUUUUAGCCUCGAUCUCCAAGAACAUUCCCAAGCUUGCAGUUGCAUCCAUACAAGCUCCUUUCCAAUCCUUGAUACAAUCCAACGGGAUGUCAUCCGCUUCUCCAACCGACUUUCAUUGGGCCCUUCACCCGGGUGGCAAGGCUGUUAUUCAGGGUGCACAGGAUGCGCUCAACUUACCAGAUGAUGCAUUAGCGGCUAGUAAGGAGAUAUACAGGACAAAGGGAAACACAUCCAGUGUUGCCGUCCUCGCUGUGUUGGAAAAGGUGCGGGAAUUGAAGCUGCAGUCACCGAACGUUGUUGCUUGUAGUUUUGGACCUGGUCUUACAACGGAGAAGACCCUUUUACGCCGCAUGGUAUAG